Molecule: messenger RNA, 1659 nt
Organism: Carassius carassius (crucian carp)
Lineage: Eukaryota; Metazoa; Chordata; Actinopteri; Cypriniformes; Cyprinidae
Product: sialic acid-binding Ig-like lectin 14
Exons: 13
Coding region: 106-1263 (385 amino acids)
Source: RefSeq, a predicted model, not a curated record
AGGCAGUUUAUAUCUCUGGUUUGCGUUAAAGUUCAGUCAGUCAUUCAGUCAGUCAAGGCACAAUAGUCACAAUCUAACAGGUAAGUUUCUAGAGUCCAGUCCAUCAUGGAUGUGCGGGCAGGAAUCUUUCUCUACUGGCUUCACAUUUUUUGCGCUGGCGUGUUUGCUGAUGUCUGGAAGGUAACUGUAGAGUCUGAAAUGAAGGCUCUGGUCUCAUCUUGUGUCGUGUUGCCCUGUUCAUUCAAAUACCCCGUUCAAGAACAGCCCUCUGAUCGUAUUAGAGCUAUAUGGCACAAGAAGGACAACUGGAAUGAUAUUAUUUUUCACAAAGACUCUACGAGAGUUAAAGACAGUUUCAAGGGUCGUACAAAACUGAUUGGUUCACUGGGUGGUUUCAACUGCUCCUUGGAGAUUGAUGAGGUCAAAAACCAUGACAACGGGCCUUAUUGUUUCAGAGUGGAAUUAGAAACAUCUGAAAAAGACAAGUACUCCUUUGUGGAAAACUGUGUGUCGAUUAAAAUGAUCGAGCAAGCAUCAAAACCAGAGCUGCAGGCCGAGCAGUCUGUGCAGGAGGGUGAACCUGCAGUCUUCACAUGCUCUGUCCGGCACACCUGUCCGUCCCACCAGCCCACUCUCACCUGGAACCACACUGGAAAAGUCAUCAUGAGCUACAAGAACAUUGGUCAUGGAAACUGGGAAACACAGUCUGUACUGACCUUCACCCCUCAAAAACAGGACGAUCACAGCGCUGUCGCAUGCACAGUCAAACACCACGGGAAUGUCGAGGGAGAAAUGACAGAGACUCACCGUAUCUUUGUGAAAGAACAAGCAACUCUCAGUCACAUCCUUAUUCCAACCAUCUCUGGUCUUGGAGCUGCUCUUUUGGUUGGAUUACUGUGUUUCCUCAUUGUCAAGAGAUACAAGAAGCGCAUUGCAGAUCUCGAAUCCAGAAAUGACAAUGGAGUGUGGAGUCGACUAUCAAGACUGUCUCGCAGGUUUCGUUCAGGUGACGGCAGCAGUGGUCCUGGUGGCAGAGAGCAGAGGAGGUCUAUUUGGAGUCGAUUUUCAAGGAGAGCUCAAGGGCAUCAAAUUGACAGGAAUUUUGACAACAAGGCAAACAACGUAUGUACAGUGUCAGGAAACAAGCCUUUCUCCAAAACUCGAAUGCCAUCACCAAAGAGUGAGGCCAAAUCAUAUUCUGAACCCAGUUACGAUGAUGAUUACACCAACACAGCAGACCUCAACUUAUAUGGAAAUAUCUGAUGAAUAUGACACUUUUUAGAUGAACACAGUAGACUUGACAUCAGGGGAGGAACCUGUUGUAUAACUGUGUGUUGGAUUUUUUACUUAUUUUAUGAUGCUUUCAUUGCAAAGUUAUAAAAAUUUACAUAAUAGUUAUAUAUAGUGCUUACAUACUUUUUAAUAUGUGAGAAACAUUGGAAUUUUUAGCUGAACUUAAGAUGAAAGUUAUCACCUAAUUUACAUUUGGUCUUUUGAUAUAUCACAACCCAAUGAACUAUAAAAACAUCCUGUAAGUUUCAGAACUUAAAACUUUCUCAUUAGUUCAAAAACAGCUCUUAUUGAAACAUCAUAUAGUGCAAGGAAAGAUCGCCACUGCAGAACAAGACCAACGGCUAUUUCUAUAUUAUUGCCUCUUUA